Messenger RNA from Prunus armeniaca (apricot), 1479 nucleotides. NCBI's taxonomy places the organism in Eukaryota, Viridiplantae, Streptophyta, Magnoliopsida, Rosales, Rosaceae. The record is from the annotation of a GenBank genome assembly.
AUGGUGGUGUUUAGAGAAUCUGGAGAUAAAGAUGCUGAUGAGGUUGUCACAUUUAAGUUUUUCCAUGGAGGUAAACUAGUGAAAAAUAGAAAGGACAGUCAGUGGUCUUAUUUGGGUGGUGAAGUCAAUUGGUUUGAUUACUGUGAGGUUGACUAUAUGUCCAUGUUAGAGCUAUUUGGAAUGGCUAAAGAUUUGGGAUAUGACGAUGGGUAUGAUGUAGUGAGCUUGACUUCAAGCCAAGUGGGGAAUGACAGUAGUGAUAAAGAAUAUUCUUGUUCUGAGAAUGAUGAUAGCAGUGAUCCAGACUUUGAAGACAGUGACUAUGCACAAAGUGAUGAAGAGAUUGACUUAUUGAAGAAUGAUGAUAAGUGGUUUGAAGGUUAUGUGGAUCAUAGUAUUUUUGACAAUGAUCCUAAUGCAAAGCAAAAUGAUGAGUCAGACAAUGGAGAAGAGUCACCUACACUUACCUGCCCAAAUAGUUCACAAAGUGAAGAUGAUGCAGUGGGUGAAGUAAGAAGGAAGAAGAAUAGGAUGCCAAAAGGUGAAGAUUUCAGACCUGAAAUUGAUAUGGGAAGCCCAAGUUUCAAAAUAGGUUUAAGGUUUGCAACUGCCGAGUUGUUUAGAAAAGUUGUGAGGAUAUACUCCAUUAAUUGUGGAAGGGAGUUGAUUUUUAUGAAUAAUGACCGUAACAAAAUAAGAGUAAUAUGUGAAGAGGGCUGUCCUUUUGUUAUCCAUGCUUCAAGUGUUAGUGGUAGCACUUACCUGCAGGUGAAAACCUUUAAUCCUACACAUGUUUAUAGCAAGGGGACUAAAAAUAUACAUGCUACUGCUGGCUGGUUGGCUGAAAGAUAUUCUGGGCAGUUAAGGCUCAAUCCAAAUUGGACUGCUUCUUCUUUUGUAGAGCAAGUUCACCAAGACUAUGGUUACAGACCAUCUAGAGCAACUGUGUACAGAGCAAGAGCCAUGACAGUUGACAUUGUAGAGGGGUCUUACAGUAAACAAUAUGAAGUAUUGUGGGAAUAUUGUCAUGAUUUAAGAACCAGGAAUGUGGGAAGUACAGUUAUCAUUAAAUCUGAAAUGGAAGGUGAUAGGUCACGGUUUCAAAGAAUUUACAUUUGUCUUGCAGCCUGCAAGAAGGGGUUUUUAGAUGGUUGUAGGUCUGUGGUUUGCUUGGAUGGGUGUCAUGUCAAAGGGCCUCACCCUGGGCAAGUGCUUUCUGCAAUGGGAGUUGAUGCAAACGGAAUGUUUCCACUUGCCUAUGCAUAUGUAGAGAUUGAGAGAAAUUCAACAUGGGUGUGGUUUUUAGAAUUAUUGAGUGGUGAUCUUAAUAUUACGAAUAGUCAUGGUUAUGUAUUUAUGACUGACAAACAAAAAGGGUUAAUAGAUGCUGUGGAUGCUCUAUUCCCUCAUGCAGAGCAUAGACAUUGUUUGAAACAUCUAUAUGGGAACUUCUAUUUGGAACAAGAGGUCUUGCCUUGA